AUGGAUCAGCGUUAUGUCUGGAGGAGGAAGAAUGAAGCAUACGCUGUAAAGAACACCCUGCCUACAGUGAAGCAUGGCAGUGGCUCAGUGAUGCUCUGGGGCUGCUUUGCUUCCUCUGGCACUGGGAAUCUGCAGCGUGUGGAGGGCAAGAUGGAUUCAAUCAAGUAUCAGGAAAUCCUGGGAGAAAAUGUCAUGCCAUCUGUGAGGAAGCUGAAGCUUGGACGUCAUUGGACCUUCCAACAGGACAAUGAUCCCAAGUAUACCUCAAAGUCCACCAAGGCUUGGUUUCAGAAGAAGUCCUGGAAGAUACUAGAGUGGCCAUCACAGUCGCCUGACUUGAACCCCAUUGAAAAUCUCUGGUGGGAUUUGAAAAAGGUGGUUGCAGCACGCAAACCCAAGAAUAUUAGUGAACUGAAGGCCUUUGCCCAUGAGGAAGGGGCUAAGAUCCCUCAGGAACGCUGCCAGAGGCUGUUUGGCCUGAGACAGACUCUGACGAUGAAAGGAUACAUUUUCCUUGUGGUGAACUUGGCAACAGCCUUCUCCGUCAACCCUCAUGAACCAGGGAUAGUGGAAAUUGGACAGGACAAGGAUAUCAUGGAAGCAAACAAGGAUUUGUUACAUGAUGAUAUUCUUAAGCCAAAGUCAAUACAUAGGAGUUCCAUUAUUAAUGCGAACAUAUUAUGGCCAUCCCCGGUUCCAUAUGUUUUGACCACCGGCCUUGAGAUGAAUGCCAAAGGAGUCGUCCUAAGAGCUUUUGAGCAGUUCAGGCUCAAGUCAUGCAUUGACUUCAAACAAAGGGCCUCUGAGCGCUAUUACAUUUCUGUCGAAAAACAGAGCGGAUGUUACUCAUAUGUUGGGCGAGUAAUACCAGAUGGACAGGUCCUCUCCAUUGGCAGUUACUGUGAUGGGAUUUCCACUGUUGAGCAUGAGUUUCUCCACGCUCUCGGCUUCUUCCAUGAACAGUCCAGAUAUGACAGAGAUGAUCACGUCACAAUUUUAUCUGAGAACAUCAUAUCAGGAUACGAAGGUAAUUUUGAUAAAGUUAGCAAAGAAGAAAGCAGCACCCAUGGAGUCCCGUAUGACUACAUGUCAGUGAUGCACUAUGGCCAAAAUGCUUUCAGUAAUGGCAACGGGUCUACAAUUGUCACCAAGGACCCCAAAUUCCAGGAUGUGAUUGGUCAGAGAAUGGAAAUGAGUCCCAGUGAUGUUCUGGAGCUGAACCGCCUCUACAAAUGCAACUCCACCGUUGCUUUUAAGAUGUACUGUGGCUUUUCUAAUGGGACCAUGUGUGAAAUGAAUCGCUGUUCUCGAAGUGGCAUUGACUGGAGAAUGGAAACAAAAGCUGCCGGUGGUCCUAGCUCUGACCACACCAGUGGCAGUGAACAUGGUUACUUCAUGCAUGCUAGCACAGCAUCAGGUGCGGAGGGAGACUCAGCCCGGCUGGAAACCAAGAGGAUGAGAAUCAGCAGAGAGUGUCACACCCAGUGUCUCCAGUUCUACUACUUCCACAGCGGAAAUGAGUCAGUUGUACUUAACAUCUGGAUCAGAGAGUUUCAAGAUGAAAAGGACUCUACAGGAAACAUCCGCCUCAUGGGACAGAUCAAUGGUCCACCAACAUCUCAUUGGCAGCUCCAACAUGUUUCCCUGAAUGCCACCAAACACUUCCAGGUGGAGUUUGAGGUUCGAAAAGGAGCAGGAAGCUCGGUAGGCGGCUUCUCAAUCGAUGACAUCAAUCUGUCUGAGAUUGAAUGUCCACACGUCACCUUACAGAUUAAUGAUUUAGAGAAUCAUUUGAGCAAUAGUAGUCUUGGAACCUCUAUAUACAGCCCACGGCAAUACUCCAGAGGGGGCUAUGCUUACCGGGUAGGGAUAAUACUAUACAAGACAUAUGUUGGCGUGUUUGUGCAACUGUUGUCUGGUAAAAAUGACGAUGAGCUGCAGUGGCCCUGCCCACAGAGGCAAGUGACCUUCCAAAUGCUAGAUCAAAACCAAAACAUCCAGCUGCAGAUGUCAAAGCAGAGAAGUAUCACCAGUGACCCAAGCUUCACCAAUGAUGAUGGAACCUAUGUUUGGGAUGAUCCCCGUAAGAAUGGAACCCAAUUUGUAAAUGAGAAUAAUGAGACUGUCUUUGCAAGCUACAAGAUUGGCCAAGGCUAUUUUGCAACUCUGGAACAAAUUAAAUCCAGAGACUUCCUCAAGGGAGGGAGUGCCAUUUUCGUCUUCGACUUCCAAGAUCUCACUCCUGUCAUUAAUGGAAGUACUCUACCAUGUCCUGAAGUGGGACCAGUGAAGAUUACACAUCCUCCCAAAGGGCAAGAUAAUGGCCCAUGCAAUCCACGCAUUUUUGGCUUCUCUCCUGCAAUGGUGUCCUCUCCAGUCCUCAUCCUCCUGCCAGCUCUGAUGCUUCUGACACGCUGA
This is a messenger RNA of Scomber scombrus (Atlantic mackerel), 2418 nucleotides long. Its product is annotated as meprin A subunit beta-like. NCBI's taxonomy places the organism in Eukaryota, Metazoa, Chordata, Actinopteri, Scombriformes, Scombridae. Gene Ontology annotation, biological process: proteolysis. Gene Ontology annotation, cellular component: membrane. Gene Ontology annotation, molecular function: nucleic acid binding; metalloendopeptidase activity; zinc ion binding. The record is from RefSeq and is a predicted model, not a curated record. Bases 1 to 2418 code for a protein of 805 amino acids. The transcript is spliced from 15 exons.